Drosophila subobscura is the source of this 3063-nucleotide messenger RNA. RefSeq names its product neurogenic protein big brain (gene bib). Gene Ontology annotation, biological process: transmembrane transport. Bases 321 to 2408 code for a protein of 695 amino acids. Gene Ontology annotation, cellular component: plasma membrane. The record is from RefSeq and is a predicted model, not a curated record. NCBI's taxonomy places the organism in Eukaryota, Metazoa, Arthropoda, Insecta, Diptera, Drosophilidae. Gene Ontology annotation, molecular function: water channel activity. The transcript has 5 exons.
CGGCCCGACAUUCGUUCACCACUCGCGCUCCAGAACGGUCGUGCCUGCCCUCGGGAAUCAUCAUCAUUUGACGGCACAAAUCAGAGCCAGAGCCAGAAUCGGUUGAAAGUUCAAAAACUCCGCUAAUUUCGCUGCUUGUCGCAUUUUCAAUUAAAAUAAAUUGAAUGCAAUUUGUGAGACGCUGCAAAGAGACUGCAAAAUGUUUGUCUAACUCCCCGUCGAGAAAUCUCUUGCUCGUUGCUUGUCGCGUGUUUGUCGAGAAUCAACUCCAAUCGAAAUCAUAAACAAAGAAGUGCCAAUCCAAUCCAAUCCCAUACGAAAUGGCUGAUGAGAGUCUGCAUACAAUGCCGCUGGAGCAUAACAUAGACUAUCAUAUAGUGACAUUGUUCGAGCGCCUCGAAGCGAUGCGCAAGGACUCGCACGGGAAUGGCACAAACAACCGUCUAUCCAGCACCCUGCAGGCACCCAAGCGAAGCAUGCAGGCAGAGAUUCGCACUCUGGAGUUUUGGAGAUCCAUCAUCAGCGAGUGCCUCGCUUCGUUCCUGUACGUGUUCAUCGUCUGCGGAGCCGCUGCGGGCGCCGGCGUGGGUGCCAGCGUCUCAUCCGUGCUUCUGGCCACUGCCCUGGCCUCCGGCCUCGCCAUGGCGACACUUACGCAGUGCUUUCUCCAUAUCUCUGGCGCCCACAUCAACCCCGCCGUGACUCUGGCCUGCUGCGUGGUGCGCAGCAUUUCGCCCAUUAGAGCCGCCAUGUACAUGACCGCCCAGUGCGGCGGAGGCAUCGCUGGAGCUGCACUGCUUUACGGUGUCACUGUGCCUGGCUAUCAGGGCAAUCUGCAGGCAGCCAUAUCCCACAGCGCUGCUCUGGCCGCAUGGGAACGCUUUGGCGUGGAAUUCAUACUGACAUUCAUGGUCGUGCUCUGCUACUUUGUGUCCACCGAUCCCGCCAAGAGGUUUAUGGGCAACUCUGCGAUGUCCAUCGGUGCCGCCUACAGUGCCUGCUGCUUUGUGUCGAUGCCCUACCUGAAUCCUGCACGCUCUCUGGGUCCAUCGUUUGUGCUCAACAAAUGGGACAACCACUGGGUCUACUGGUUCGGGCCCUUGGUGGGCGGCAUGGCCUCCGGUUUGGUGUACGAAUACAUCUUCAACUCGCGCAGAAGCCAGCGCCACAGCAAGGGCAGCAUCGACAACGACUCCAGCUCCAUCCACUCCGAGGACGAGCUGAACUACGACAUGGAUAUUGAGAAGCCCAACAAGUACCAGCAGUCGCAGGGAACCUAUCCGCGGAGCCAGCCCAAUGGCAACGGAGGAGGCGGAGGUGCCUCAGGCGGACAGCAUGUGGCGCCCAACAUGGGACAGAUUGCGGGUGUGGUGGGACCCGUGCAGGGCAACUACUGUCAGAAUCUCUACACUGCUCCGCCGCUCUCCUCCAAGUACGAGCAGCAGCAGCAGCAGCAGGAGCCGCUCUAUGGCGGCACUCGGUCCCUGUACUGCCGCUCGCCCACUCUGACGCGCAGCAACCUGAAUCGCUCCCAGUCUGUUUACGCGAAGAGCAACACGGCCAUCAAUCGGGACAUUGUGCCGCGUCCUGGUCCGCUGGUGCCUGCCCAGAGCCUCUAUCCCAUGCGCACCCAGCAGCAGCAGCAGCAACAACAGCAGCAACAGCAUCAGCAGCAGGCGGUAAGCGCCGCCCAGUCCUCCCACCUGCAGAACCAGAACGUACAGAACCAGAUGCAGCAGCGCAGCGAGAGCAUCUACGGUAUGCGGGGAUCUAUGCGCGGACAGCAGCAGCCACUCCAACAACAACAGCAGCAGCAGCAGCUCCAGCAGGCACCCGUGAAUGUGCAGCAGCAGCAACAGCAGCAGAUGCAGCCACCGCCACAGCUGAUGGAGCAACAGCAGCAGCCGCAGGGCUUCCAGCCUGUGUAUGGCACUCGAACGAAUCCAACGCCACUGGAUGGCAGCCACAAGUACGACCGGCAGCAGCAGCAGCAACAGCCCCAACAGCAGCUGUACGGCAUGACGGGUCCGAGGAAUCGUGGUCAGUCUGCCCAGUCGGAUGACAGCUCGUAUGGUUCGUAUCACGGAUCGGCAGUCACCCCACCGGCGCGGCACCCGAGUGUUGAACCAUCGCCACCUCCGCCGCCCAUGCUCAUGUAUGCCCCACCCCCGCAACCUAAUGCGGCACAUCCACAGCCCAUUCGGACACAAUCGGAGCGCAAGGUGAGUGCUCCCGUGGUGGUGUCUCAGCCCGCCAGCUGUGCUGUUACCUACACAACAUCUCAGGGACCCACACCAACGCCCCAGCAGCAGCAGCAGCAACAGCAGCAGCAACAACAAAUGAUGAUGCAACAACAGCAGCAGCAGCAGCAGCAACAUUACGGUAUGCUACCGAUCAGACCCAACUGAAAGCGGCUCUCGUGGGGUCCAGUGACGACCCCGCCACCGCGGGCAAUGCACGCUCUGGGCACCAUGACCCUGCACAGCUGCAGCCUGGCCAAGCAGAGCAGUUUGUUUUAGUCGAUAACGAUAACGAUAACGAAGAGAAAGGAGCAAGCAAGCAUCCAAAGGAAGUGUACGCAAAGUCUCAGCCCUUAGUCUAACCUAAUCAUAGUUUAGCCAACCUCCCGACGUAUAGCUAGAAUAGAUUGUAGAAUAGAAACAGAAGAAAAGGAACUCUCACCUAGCAGCAGCAGCAACAGCAGAUGAUCGAUAACAGUGAUCGAUUAAUCCGUAAGAUAUAACCCUAAACUAAGGAACUUUAUUUAUGUAUUUCUUUUGUCUUUUUUGUUGUUGAUCGCUCAUCAGAAUCUUCCAAUUGCAAAGAAUUUGUUUUCAGUUUUCGUUGCCUUUUUUUUGUGAAGCCAAAAUUAUAGUUAAUUUGAUUUUUAUUUGUACAUAGAAAUUUUAUAGUUCCCAGCGUAGAACUAAGUCUAGAAUAUUCCUGUAAGAACUGUAAGCUACAACUAUAUUUAGUGAUAAUUAUAAUAGAACAUGUACUGGUAAUAUAGUUGUUAAAUCAUCAAAAUAACAAAGUCAAAUAUAUAAAGUGUAUCAAAGUAAA